Messenger RNA from Amoebophrya sp. A25, 321 nucleotides. The record is from the annotation of a GenBank genome assembly. NCBI's taxonomy places the organism in Eukaryota, Dinophyceae, Syndiniales, Amoebophryaceae.
UUUCCACGUCUGGUGCAUCAACAGCCAUUAGACCCGAGCAGGUAGACGUAAAUCUAAGGCGUAUCGCGACUGAUGAAGAUCAACAUGAUCAACUUCUUGAACAGGAAGAAGGAGAAAGAGUACAAGGUGGAAAGGACGAUGAGCUAUCACCACAUCCCAUAUCGCGUUCGCGGGCAGACUAUCCAGCUCCAGUUGGCGGACCAAUUUUGAACCGCUUGAUCUUAGUUUCGCCGUGGUGUGACCAGAGCGCCAAUGAGUGGAAUACGCCGAGCUACCUUUCGAAUCGCGUGAGUGAUAUGCUUCAUCCAGAGACAGUGAAAU